This is a messenger RNA of Anguilla anguilla (European eel), 2210 nucleotides long. RefSeq names its product otolith matrix protein (gene otomp). Gene Ontology annotation, biological process: iron ion transport. The record is from RefSeq and is a predicted model, not a curated record. Bases 249 to 1358 code for a protein of 369 amino acids. Gene Ontology annotation, cellular component: early endosome; plasma membrane; recycling endosome. NCBI's taxonomy places the organism in Eukaryota, Metazoa, Chordata, Actinopteri, Anguilliformes, Anguillidae. The transcript is spliced from 9 exons.
AGUAACGCUAGACGGCUAUCUUGCUCAGAUUAAAAAAACUGGGGAAAAAACACCCACUAUUUUAGUUGAUGAAAAAGCAUUGAAUAAAGAGAAGUUUUCUUCUUGUUGGUCCUGCCUCCAAGGGCUUUCUGGGUAAUGUGGCUAUAAGAGAGGGGGAAUUUGAGCUUCAUGGCUUUUUUUUAGUUUCUUCAUUUCCCACCAGGAGUCUUUGAGUUCGAAAGGGAUUUGAGAGAAUCUCUGAGGUUAAAAUGGACCGACCGGCAAGGGAACUUGCAUUCCUCAUUCUUGUUCUUGUCCGUGUGUCCCGUCAAGCCAAUACCAUUACAUGGUGUGUAGUAUCUGAUGCGGAACAGCAGAAAUGUCAGGACCUUGCCAGCAAUGCCACAGCCAGAAACAUCCGUGGCAAACUUCAGUGCACCAGGGGCAAUGAUGCUAUAGACUGCAUGGUGAAAAUUAAGAACGGCACAGCGGACGCUGCCUCUAUGAACCCUGACGACAUCUACACCGCCGGCUGGUGCCAUGGGCUGGAGUUGGCGGCUGGGGAGUCCUACAACGGACAGGAUGGCAUCAGUUACUACGUGGUUGCUCUGGCCAGGAGGUCCUCCAGUGACCUCUCCCUGCUGGAGAUGCAUGAGCGCAGCUCCUGCCACCCCGGAAUCCGCACCACCGUGGGCUGGACCGUGCCCAUCGGAUUCCUGGUCAACUCCUCGCAGAUCAGUGUGGACGAGCAGUGCAACUUCCCCCAAGUGGUGGGGGAAUUCUUUGGUUAUAGUUGCGUACCUGGAGUAAAGGACCCAGAACAUGACCCUAGAGGGAAAAAUCCCAAGAACCUUUGCGAAGCCUGCAUCGGGGACGAGAACGAUCGCCACAUCUGCGCCAACAACCACCGGGAGCGACACUUUGGGGAGGCAGGGGCUUUGAGGUGCGUGGCGGAAAAUCUGGGCGACGUGGCCUUCGUCAAACACACGACGGUCUUCGACAACAUGCAGGGUAAAAACCAGGAAUCCUGGGCAAUGGACCUGGAGCUGGAGGACCUGAAGCUGCUGUGCACGGACGGGAUGGAGGCGUCCCUCUUCGACCACAAGACCUGCCACCUGGCCACCGUGCCCGCCAACGCUGUGGUCGUGCGCCUGCAGGACAAGUGCCGGGUCUACAAGUUCCUGGAGCGUGUGCAGACGGCGUUCGGUAACGCCACACAGGGAUUCUCCCUCUUCAGCUCGGCGGCCUACGGGGACACGGACGUCAUGUUCAAUGACGCGACCAAGAAGCUGCUGAGGGUGAUGGGAAGUUACACCUCCUGGCUGGGGCCCAGCUACACCAGCGUGCUGCAGGCCUUCGAAUGUGAAGGUUUGUGUUGAUGGGAUUGGAGGACCUAGCGCCCGACACCCCCACCCCAGCUACCCCGGUAUCCUCCAGCCUCUGCGUGGUGUGGUGGCAGUUAGGGGUCUCCACUCCCAAGCCCUGCGGUUUUCUUUCUGCUCAUGUAUUCUCCUGCUUUGGCUCGUUGUAAUGAAGUAGCUGCAUUUACACGGUGCUUUCCUGCUGUCAGUUCUCACGGUUGGUAUGGGACCACCAUGCCCGCCUGGGAGUCACUGAACACCGCCAGUGGAUUAGCUCUGCUCUCCCUCGCUCGUUUCCAUCCCUCUCCCUGCAAUUUAAUAUGUGGAACUGGCUGCAGAAACACUUUGGCAACUAAGAAGAAAAGGUGGAUUUAAAAGAAUCGGAUUAUGGGGUUGAACCUUUGUAAUGGUGCUGCUAUAUAUAUAUAUAUAUAUAUAUAUAUGAAAUUAACACAUAUCGCUUAUUAGGUGUUUUACAUGCUGCACAAGGGUAAUACGCAAUUAAAGCACAAAGUGGUCAGAGAGGUUUCACGGUAAUGUUUUACCAGGAAAACUUUUUACCUGAUUGUUUCAAAACUAAAAUGCCAUGCUAGGUGCCUGAGAAGCUUAACCUGGCUGUACGGGAUUUUUUUUUUUUUUUGGAAAAUGUUCUCUGUGUUAUGCAAAAGCGUGAGACCUUUACAUUUUUAAUGUAUUAAUAUUGGUGCUUCAAAAGGUGCUGAAAAUUCUCAAGUCUCAAAGUGUCUAAGGAAAGAAAUUAAGUGUCUAUGACAAAUGAUUUAAAUAAAAAGCUAUGUGUAAAUAAUCAUAUUCUGCUUAAAAGUGUAGCAGGGUUGCAUCAAGUAAAUAAAAGCAGCGUUAACACACAAA